GAGAGUUGCUGAACAAAUGGAAAAGUAUGUCCUUGGUCUAACAGAUAGGAAUUGGACAUUGUGGAUAUAUAAAGGGUGCUUGACAGUAGAUUAGGUACUGAGGUAACUGCAGAAAAUCAUGAAGGGAUUCAUUAUUUGGGCUCUGUUCGCUGUGGCAUUUGCCGCUCCAAUUGAGGAUGACAAGAUUGUUGGAGGGUAUGAAUGCAAGAAGAACGCUCUACCUUACCAGGUGUCCCUGAGCUCUGGCUACCACUUCUGUGGAGGUUCUCUGAUCUCCAGCUACUGGGUGGUGUCUGCUGCUCACUGCUACAAGUCCCGCAUCCAGGUGCGUCUGGGUGAGCACAACAUCGCUGUCAACGAGAACACCGAGCAGUUCAUCAACUCUGCCAAGGUCAUCAAGCACCCCAGGUACAGCGACCGCAACCUGGACAACGACAUCAUGCUGAUCAAGCUGAGCCAGCCAGCCACCAUCAACAACUACGUGCGCAGCGUUUCCCUGCCCUCCAGCUGUGCUGGUACCGGCAGCAGCUGUCUGAUCUCUGGCUGGGGCAAUACCCUCAGCAGUGGCACCAACUACCCUGACCGUCUGAGGUGUCUGGAUGCCCCUAUCCUGAGCGACAGCAGCUGCAGGAACGCCUACCCUGGACAGAUCACCUCCAACAUGUUCUGCGCUGGCUUCCUGGAGGGAGGCAAGGACUCUUGCCAGGGUGACUCUGGUGGCCCCGUGGUGUGUGGCGGUCGUCUGCAGGGUGUGGUGUCCUGGGGAUACGGCUGUGCCCAGAGGAACAAGCCCGGUGUCUAUGCCAAGGUCUGCAACUACGUCUCCUGGAUCCAGAGCACCAUGUCUUCCAACUAAAUAAUCUGGACUGCAAGAAGAUUCUGCUCUAGAAUAAGUAAUAUUUAACGAUAACAUUUGUUGUGACAAAAUAAAACUUUGUUAACCUCAAUGAUUA
Messenger RNA from Osmerus eperlanus (European smelt), 953 nucleotides. RefSeq names its product trypsin-3-like. The transcript is spliced from 5 exons. The coding region runs from base 119 to 856 and encodes 245 amino acids. Gene Ontology annotation, molecular function: serine-type endopeptidase activity. Gene Ontology annotation, biological process: proteolysis. NCBI's taxonomy places the organism in Eukaryota, Metazoa, Chordata, Actinopteri, Osmeriformes, Osmeridae. The record is from RefSeq and is a predicted model, not a curated record.